GUGUACCCUAUUGAAAUGCAUGACGUGCCAGUUUCUUCUCCGUUUCUCCAACAACUUUGGGCGAGAGCAGUGCCAGAUUUUAUAUCCCGUCGAGUCGACGUUCGCCGCGCGCGAUACGCGCAGUUAUUCGUCUUCUCGCUGCCCCAAUCCGUUAUUGUGAAAAUCGAAAUCGUCUACGGAAGUGAUGAAAGAACGCCAAAUCCUCGCUCCAUCACCGCCAGAACGUCGAUACUAUGCCAAUUACGCAGUUGCUCUACUGACUACUUGUUCAAACUUUUGCUCAUCGGCGACUCUGGCGUUGGAAAGUCUUGUCUGCUGCUCCGUUUUGCCGACGAUACUUACACAGAGAGCUACAUUAGCACCAUCGGAGUCGACUUUAAAAUAAGGACGAUCGAUCUUGAUGGUAAAACGAUAAAAUUGCAAAUAUGGGACACUGCAGGACAGGAGAGGUUCAGGACUAUAACAUCUUCCUAUUAUCGUGGGGCGCACGGCAUCAUUGUCGUCUACGACUGCACGGAUCAGGAAUCAUUCAAUAAUGUCAAACAGUGGCUUGAGGAAAUCGAUCGCUAUGCUUCCGACAAUGUUAACAAGCUACUUGUAGGCAACAAGUGCGAUUUGCACACUAAAAAAGUGGUCGACUAUACAACAGCUAAGGAAUAUGCCGAGCAACUACAAAUACCAUUCCUUGAAACAUCUGCGAAAAAUGCAAUGAACGUCGAACAGGCUUUCAUUACGAUGGCUGCGGAAAUUAAAACGAGAGUUGGUCCUCCGUCGAGCGCAGCUAGUGACCCGGCCAACAAAGUCAAGAUUGAUCAAGGCCGCCCGAUUGAGACAUCCAAGUCGGGGUGCUGCUGAAACAUCUGAACAUUUUCUCUCACUGCUAAUUAUUCACGGCGUCGCAAUUUGGCAGUCCUAUUUGACAGUCGGCGAUAUAUAAAAAGAAAAACAAGAACCACCCUCCCAUCUUCCAUCUCCUCCCUCUCCACUGCGCAAUAAUAGCGAGUUCCACGACAAGUUCCCCCCAAGAAACAUACAAAAAAAAAAAAAAGGAAAACCUAAUCAACGUCAUCACACGGACCAUCCCAACUCCCCUACAGGAAUAGGGAGUUGGUAAAAUAAAACAAAAGAAGAAAGGAAAGAAAACGAAAAGAAAACAAAAAGAAGUGAAAAAGAAAUCGUCAACAAAAUUUCUAGUUUUCUUAUAAUCUAUUAUUAUUUUAAACAAAACUAAUUAUACUUGGCAAAUAAUAAUAAUAAUAACGAUGAUAAUGAUAAUAGUAAUAAUAAUAUUGGACGUUGGCCACGUCGUUGCGAUCGAUUUUAGCUGAGGAAAGAAAGAACCGAAAAUACAAGGCAAAAAUAAUAACAAUAAUGAUUAGGAUAAAGAGGAAAUAGAUCAAUUUUUUUUUUUAAAUGCGAAUACUCGCGUGUGCGCGGAUUUAUAAUAAUAAUGGUAAUGACAACUGUAAGUUACAUCUUUGUUAUUAUUGAAAUUUUUUUUUCUACCCUAAUUCAUCACUAAUCAUUAUCCUGCAUAGAUAGAUAUUUGCGAUCAUCCCAGUUUCCCCCACGUGCAGGCUACGUCGUCGAAUUGUGCGAAUAAUUGUUAUUCCAUAGGUACUACGGAAAAGAGAAAAUUCUUUUUAUUAUUGUACUUGAAUGAUUGUGUAAUAAUAUAUACAACCAUCGUUAUUAUAACUAUUAUCAUUAGUAUUAUUAUUAUUGCCAUCGUCGUCAUCAUCAUCAUCGUCAUCGUCAUCACCAUCAUCAUCGUCACCACCAUCAUCAUCAUCAUCGGCGGUGGUUUGGAUCGCCAAAUAAUCGAGAGAAUAAUUUCGAUUACAAUUCGAAAAAAGAGGGGGAAACACGCGAUCCUCACCCUCUCCUUGAAAUUAUAGCUAGUUGCAAUUUACGGUUACAUACUGUACGUGUACGUAUAAGCAUAGAAGAGGAAGAAGAAGAAUAAACAGUCAAAGGCGAAAUGGAAAAGCGUUACAAAGGCAACUUAUUUUUAAUGUUUCGGGCUAUCUUUUAUAAUAUCUUCGUUAUUAUCUUUAUACAUGAAUGUUAUUGAAAUUGAUGUAUCUACAUGCACACAUUUUGCUUACAGUUCAUAUACUACUUUUCGUAACAACAUACAGUGUAAUAUAGUAUGGUGUGUCACAUAGUUGCGAGUUUUCGGUGAGAUUAUUAUCUUUUACACAGACCGAAAUGUACUUUCUUUAUCGUUUUGUUUUUUCUAUCUCGACAGCGUUUCCAUUUUCCUCUAUUCUUCUUUUUUUUUGUCCCGUCCGGAUUCUUGGAUCACUAUGGUGUGAAUAUUAUUUUUUUCCGAAUACAUUAUAGGUACGAUAGGUAUAGGUUUUUGAUCGCAAGAACGGGAAAGACGGGCGGGUUGAAAAAUGUUAAUCGAAGUUGGAUCGAUAAAAGUACAUACGCAUGCACACACAUACUUGUAGAUCGAAGACUCACGCUGCAGAAAUUUUGUGCACUUUUGAUUAACGAAUAUCGUACGCAUGCUGCAGCAAAGCGUGCGCUGGAUGAAAAUUACUUAAUUAUUCCUCUGCAGCCCCUUGUGCUUUUCAUUUUUUCUGUACGAUGCAAUUAAACAUUGACUGACAAUGGCAAGAACACUUUUCGAAAACAGUUAUAGGUAUGUACGGAGAAAUAUCGAUGCGAGACAGUGUAUUUGUAUUUUAUAUACAAAAACGAUAGGAUAAAAUUAUAAUAGACGUAUAAAUAGAAAUUAAAAUAGUUGUACACGCUGGAAAACGAAAAGAAUAAAAUAAAAUUAAGCUAAAUUAUCUUAUUAAGGCAUAAGGUAAAACUACAUUUUAUACAAAAACAAGCGCAAGAGAUAGAAAGGAAAACAAUCGUUGGUACAGAUAGACUGUAGUAACAGUAUAAAUAUCGGGUAAUAUCACCACGGUUUGAUUUUAAUGGUAAAAAAGAAGAAGAAGAAGAAUCAGAAGAGAAAAGAAAUAUGAAAAUAAAAUCAAGUAAAAACAAUAAUAUGCGCCAUGAAGAGAUAAAUAAAUAAAUAGAGGCGCGUUUGUGCGUGCGUGAUAAACAUUGUAGUUUCAUUAUAUCCGCGUAACGUGCUUUUUCUUUUUCUCAUUAUUAAAUCACGCAACUAAUUAAUUACUGUUAUUACUAUUAUUAUUACUAUUGUGUCGUGCACCGCUGCUCUGUCGUGUUUGUUAUUUUUAGGAUUAAAAUUAAAUAAAGAAAAUGAUUAAGCGAGAAAACGGAAGACGACAACAAUAUUCACAUGCAUGCAGGGAUGAUAGCGAUGUAUAAUUCUCUAUAUGUAUGAUUCUUAUGUAGUUAAUAUUACACGGUAACGAUGGUGAAAAAUUGAUAAAAAACUAAAUAAAAAUUGAAAAAGAAAUCCAAGAAAA
This is a messenger RNA of Neodiprion virginianus, 3401 nucleotides long. It is a transcript of the gene Rab1, whose product is annotated as ras-related protein Rab-1A. Gene Ontology annotation, molecular function: GTPase activity; GTP binding. The record is from RefSeq and is a predicted model, not a curated record. Lineage: Eukaryota; Metazoa; Arthropoda; Insecta; Hymenoptera; Diprionidae. The transcript has 4 exons. Bases 16 to 855 code for a protein of 279 amino acids.